AUGGAAGCAGAGUUAAAGAAAGAAGAAUUGAAGAUAAGGCAGCUGGAGUUAAAAAAAGAGUUCCCUGUGGUAGAUGAGGUGGCACACCACGACACUGCAAAAGUACAGGUAAAGUACCCCAAAUUACCUGUGUUCAAUGAUAAAUGCGAUAACAUUGAUGCAUACCUUCAGCGGUUUGAAAGGUUCGCUAGGAACGCAAAUUGGUCCGAAGAAGUGUGGGCCAUCAGUUUAGCCUCCUUAUUGCAAGGUAAAGCCCUGGACAUAUAUCACCAAUUAACCCCUUCAGAAGCAAAUAAUUUUGAGCUGGUAAAAUCAGCACUAUUAAAGGGAUUUGAUUGCACAGCUGAGGGUUUUAGAACUAAAUUUAGAAACUGUAAAUUUUCUACGGGAGAGACUGCCAAACAGUUAAUAUCAAGAAUGACAAAACUGUUUGAGAGAUGGACUGAGAUGGCAGAAUGUGAAAAAGAGUACGAGGUUUUAAAGGAACUGAUCAUCAGAGAGCAAUUUCUAUCCUCAUGUGACCGUAACCUGAGUUUAUUCCUAAAAGAGCGAUCUCUAAGAACUCUACAAGAGCUACAGGAGAACGCGGAUCGUUUCCUCGAGGCCCACGGAAACCAAGGGACUCGAGCAAUGACACACCAGUCGCAGGUAUUCCGCCCUCCUCAGCCCUCCACGCCCAGCAUCCCAGCAACGGAAAAAGGCGCAGUGCGGGGCCAGGUAACUUGCUUCAUAUGUAAUAAACGGGGACACAGGGCAUGGGAAUGUUAUUUCAGGCCACCGAAUGUUCGAGGAAAAACGAGCAAACCACAGCCGCGGAAGGAAGAUGCAGCCGCCCCAGUAAGCAGUGUUGUAAUUGCACCAGAAAAUAGUGUGAAAUGGAAUCGAGGAGAAGCAAAGGAGAGUGAAAAGAAAGCUGUAGAUGGAGAGGAAUUGUGUGGAGGAACUCUAGCCAAAGGUAAGGAGAAGUUGAAGACUGCUAGAGGAGAAGUAGAAGGAAGAAAAGCCGUAGUACUGAGGGACACAGGAUGUUCAACAGUGUUGGUAAGGAGAAGUCUGGUUCCGUCGUCUAAAUUGACUGGUAAGGAAGUGGGCAUAAUGAUGGCAAAUUCUAAAAUUUAUUACUACCCUGAAGCAGUAAUUGAUGUCAAAACCCCCUAUUAUACUGGGAGGGUGAAUGCCGUAUGUCUACCACAGCCCCUGUAUGACUUGAUAAUCGGGGAAAUACCAGGAGCAAGUACAGGUGAGGACGACGCACGAACGGAAAAGUGUGGAGUGAUGACGAGAAUGCAGACCAGAUUCGAGAGUGAAUGUAAAAGGAAGACGCCAGUGUUGAAGAUAGCAGAGGUUACGAAAAUGUUGAACACGAAUAUACAGAAAACUCAAGAGGAGGAUAAAAGUUUGGAUGGAAUUCGGAUAUACGUACAAAAAGGUAAAGUUUUUAAAAGGAUGAAAAAUAAUGAAAUAUCUAAAUUCGUUUUGAAAAGAGGACUGCUGUACAGGCAUGUGAUGACGGGAAAACGACAACGGGAUCAACUCAUUGUUCCUCAGGCGUGUCGCCAAGCUAUCCUGGAGCUGGCCCAUUCAGGCAUUAUGGGAGGCCACUUGGGCACAAGCAAAACUAAAGAUAGAAUACUUGCACAUUUCUUUUGGCCAGGUGUUACCGUCGCUGUAACUCGCUACUGCAGAUCAUGCGACGUGUGUCAACGGACGGUGGAUAAGGGGAAGGUGAGCAAGGUCAGACUGGGUGACAUGCCGCUCAUUGGUGAACCAUUUUCUCGCAUGGCCGUAGACCUGGUGGGGCCGCUUGAGCCACGAUCUUCAAAUGGCUCUCGGUACAUCCUGACGGCAGUGGAUUAUGCUACGCGGUACCCCGAGGCUGUCGCUCUUCCAAGCAUUGAUACACCCACAGUAGCAGAGGCCUUGGUUACAAUCUUCAGCAGGGUAGGUGUGCCUAGAGAGAUUUUAUCUGACAGGGGGACACAGUUUACCUCUGACAUAAUGAAAGAAGUAUAUCGCUUACUUUCUAUUCAGUCUUUGACCACUACACCAUACCAUGCUAUGUGCAAUGGUCUUGUUGAAAAAUUUAACGGGACACUAAAGAAAAUGCUUAAAAGGAUGUGUGUUGAGCAGCCCAAGGAAUGGCACCGCUACUUGGCGCCCCUUCUAUUUGCUUACCGCCAAGUACCCCAGGCCAGCACGGGAUUCUCGCCCUUCGAGCUGAUUUACGGACACACCGUAAGAGGACCGCUAACACUGCUGCGUGAGUUAUGGGACGGCAGUCCGGUUGAUGAUGAGGUAAAGUCUGCAUAUGAGUAUGUAAUUAAUCUACGAGAAAGGUUGGAAAACACAUGUAGAAUGGCUUUAACAGAAUUAAAACAGGCGCAGGAGGUAGCCCAGCACUACUACGACCAGAAAACCAAAGACCGAAAUAUUGUGGUUGGCGAUGACGUCUUGCUACUGUUGCCUACCAAUACCAACAAGCUGUUGUUCCAGUGGAAGGGACCGUUCAGAGUCUUAGGCAGCCCUAGCAAAUGGAACAAGGUGGUGGAUGUAAACGGGACUCCGAGAAAAUAUCACGUUAACAUGUUGAAGCGUUACGUGUACCGCGAAGGCGAAAAGAAAACGGAGAAAACCGCCGUCGCCGUGGUGGCGUCCGACGCCGUGCAAGGUAAAUUAAUUACAAUUCCCAGUUAUUGCCAGCAGGAGACGUGGAAAGACGUACAUUGCAAUAUUCAUUUACCAGACGAUCAGCAAGAAGAUCUACAGGAAAUUUUACGCAAGUAUGAAACGGUAUUAACGGAUGUUCCAGGUAAAACUAAUGUGACUGAAUACAAAAUUGAGGUGACGGUGCCCGACACUAUUAGAGUAAAACCUUACCCUAUUCCUUACAGCUUAGAGGAUGUGGUGAGAGAAGAGCUGUCUCAUAUGAUGCAACUUGGCAUUAUUGAAGCAUCGGACUCCUCGUUCUCGACUCCUAUUUUAGUUGUGCCUAAAAAGGAUGGAAAACAUCGGCUUUGUUUGGAUUUUAGGAGACUAAACAAAAUUGUUAAAUUUGAUGCAGAACCCAUGUGUGAUCCAGAAUCCAUAUUUUGCAGGCUAAGUCACAGCAGAUAUUUUUCGAAGAUCGACCUGACAAAAGGUUACUGGCAAAUACCUCUGGAAAAGGAUUCCCGGAAGUUUACCGCUUUUUCUACUCCUGCAGGUUUGUUUCAAUUUACAGUCUUGCCAUUCGGCCUGGUUAAUGCUCCUGCAGCGUUUAACAGACUCAUGCGAAGCUUAUUUGGCAACAUGGAAGGAGUGGAAACCUUCCUUGACGAUAUUCUGGUACACGCGACGACGUGGGAUCAACAUUGCAUUCUACUAGAGCAAGUGCUGACUAAACUCUGCAACGCAAAUUUAACGGCGCGACCAACGAAGUGCGAGCUAGGUAAGACAACCUUGGAAUAUUUGGGACAUAUUGUUGGCGAAGGCCAGUUAAAACCUACUGCUGAAAAGACUAUUAACAUCAUAGACACUCCCCCGCCUACUAGUAAAAAGCAAGUUAGGUCAUUCCUCGGGCUGUCUGGAUACUACCGUCGCUACAUCGAAAAUUACGCCAGCAUCGCCGCGCCGCUGACGGAGCUGGUCAAGAAAAGCGCCCCGUCCAAGGUCACGUGGCGAGAAGAACAUCAGCGCGCAUUCGACAGGUUGAAAUAUGCGCUGUCAGAUAAACCCAUCCUUAAACUCCCAGAUAUUAAUAACCCUUUCAUCCUCAGAACAGACGCUUCGGAAGUGGGUUUGGGAGCUGUCCUUUUACAGGAAGAUGCUGACCAGAAACUCCCCGUGGCGUAUGCCAGCAGAAAACUGUCUAACACGGAGCAAAAAUAUUCGGUGAUCGAACGAGAGUGUCUGGCGGUGGUGUGGGCGACCAAGAAAUUCUACAAGUUCCUGUACGGUCGCGAGUUCUACCUCGAAACGGACCACCAACCUCUCGUGUAUCUGGAUACAGCAAAAUCACUGAACGGUCGCUUGAUGAGGUGGGCGCUAGCUCUACAAGAAUACAGAAUGAUUAUUCGUUAUAUCCGCGGUAGUGAAAAUGUUGAACUACAAACUGCCAAAGUCUCCUAUGAUCUCACCUUAUGUCUUCACACACUCUCCUUACGGGUAAGCUCCCCGAAGCUGAGCGGCAGCUACGACUCUUCGCUUCAUGGGACGCUCGACUGGAAGAGAGGCGAAAUGAACAGGGGUGGUCAAAAGACUGCUACUACUGGUCAUGGCAUUCGAGAAAUCUACUGCACCUACUCAUGGAAACGUAGGCGCAUUCUGAUCUCUAUGAUCUGUCAUGCACAGUGGAAACGUAGGCGCAUUCUGAUCUCUAUGAUCUGCUAUGCACAGUGGAAACGUAGGCGCAUUCUGAUCUCUAUGAUCUGCCAUGCACAGUGGAAACAUGAAUCAAGUGUAGAUAAGAAGGAACGUGAGAAAGAUUCUGAUGUAGAAAUGCAUGCCUUGCAAAAUGAAAUGACUGAAUUAACUAUAAAUCUAAACACAUUGUAUGCUGCUAUGGCUGAACUAAAAGAGGACAGAGAUAAGGAAAAGAGUAAAAGAGAAGAGUUGGAAGAUAAGUAUCAAAACUUAUUGUCAGAAGUGACUACUUUGAGAAUAGGUUCCCGUUUAGAUUCAGACCCAUUCUUUUCUACUCCUGCCAGACUUGAGCGAACAGUACCUCAGGCUAAUAUUGCUCAGGCUAAUCAAAACAUUCCACUUGUCACUCAGCUCCAUACUUUAACAAGUAAGGAUAUUGAAAGGUUGAGCAUGAAAGACCUACAUGGAAUUGACACUCUUGGUAACAUUAAGAUGUUUACAAAACAGGUAAAACAAUUUAGGACCAUAGCUAGAGCAUUUCCUCAAGAACAAGCCCCUAAAGAGGAAGAAACAUGGAAGAAUGUGAUGAUGGAAAACUUACCAGAAUCCAUCAAACAUAGGUUAAAGGUCUGUGCUAGUGAUGGGAUGGGAGAAGCAUUUCUGUCAGAAUUAGAAAGAGAACGCAGCUACGUGCAUUCACCGGUAAACAGAGUAGAAUUCAAAGAGACAGGCAAACCCAAAGAUAUAAUUGUUUAUCCUUGUGGUUGGUGUCAAAAUGGAAGCAAACAUCUUCGUAACAAAUGUCCAAGAAAACCUCCUGCAAGAAGUUGUUUUGACUGCCUAGCAGAGGGUAAAAGAAAAGGUCAUUCUGGAUGUCCUGGUAAGACUGAUACGAGAACACAGAACAAUGGUGACCCAACCAAUGAAUAG
This is a messenger RNA of Penaeus indicus, 5271 nucleotides long. RefSeq lists its product as uncharacterized. The coding region runs from base 1 to 5271 and encodes 1756 amino acids. Gene Ontology annotation, biological process: DNA integration. Gene Ontology annotation, molecular function: nucleic acid binding; zinc ion binding. The transcript is spliced from 6 exons. The record is from RefSeq and is a predicted model, not a curated record. Lineage: Eukaryota; Metazoa; Arthropoda; Malacostraca; Decapoda; Penaeidae.